This is a messenger RNA of Penicillium canescens, 714 nucleotides long. RefSeq lists its product as uncharacterized. The coding region runs from base 1 to 714 and encodes 237 amino acids. The transcript has a single exon. NCBI's taxonomy places the organism in Eukaryota, Fungi, Ascomycota, Eurotiomycetes, Eurotiales, Aspergillaceae. The record is from RefSeq and is a predicted model, not a curated record.
AUGAGCAGUGGCUUCGAUCUCUGCGAGCAGAUUACUCAGGCCGUUCGUGGCCGUUACGAGACCUGGACCUUCAUUCGCGGUUUCACCUCUCACUGGGUAACUCCGCUACAGGAGGGUGAUGGACACAGUGAAACAGACCUAGCAACUGCUCAGGAGCGGUUAGGCAUUCAAUUUCCCGCAGCAUUAAAGGAGGCAUAUGCACUCUUUGGUCGCCGUUCAGAUCUCACUCGCAAUCGAGAAUAUCUGCUGGAACCAACAGCCCUCUACCUUGACCAUGGUGCCUUGAUAUUCCGACACGAGAACCAAGGUGCCUCAAUCUGGGGAAUCUUGAUAGCAGACCUGCAGAAUCCCGAUCCUCCUGUGUAUCACUGUUCGUGUAGAGUGGAUAACAUAAUGGAGGAUUGGGGAAUCUGGUUGGGACGAUUCUCUCUUGCGUGCGUCGAUCUCGUCCUGUGGGAAUCGUUGUAUGACCCGAGGAUGGCGACUGAAUCUCGCGAUAUCGAUGAUGAAGACCUGAAAUUGGUUGGCCAAUUGUACUCGGAGCUCCCCUCUUUCGAGGGAUCUGACAGCUAUACUCCCUUUGGCGUACGUUGGUUCACUGGAACUGAUCUCCUUCUUUGCGAUACGGGCAUGGAUCUCUCUGUCAGAGCCCGUACCCGGGAAACACUACGUUCCGUUCGCGAAAACCUCCCUGGAGAUUGGUUGAAUGAAUAA